AUGGACAAGCUACUUCUCCCCCUUGCAGUGUCGGGUACAAUCUCGGGAUGCCUCACUUUUACCAGGUUUACUCUUUCUUUUUAUGCUAUCUACCGACUGCUACGGCUCAUCCGGCAUAGAGUCGCCUACAGGGAGUUUUAUCGCCUGCCUGUCUUGGGCGAGAGAGAUGGUACCGACCUUCGAGCCGCCAUGGAGGAGGGGACCAGGAAAUUCCCCGAUCGUCCGUUUGUCUUGUCACUUCUUGAUCCCACUGUGAUUCUCCCUCAUCGUGUCAUCAAUGAGGUCAAGUCACUACCCGAGACCCGAGUCUCCAUAGAAGCCAACAAUCAUCGCCGUUUUUUCGGGGAAUAUACUCUCAUGGGCACCAGGUCAGACGAGCUGGUAGCUUCAGUCAAGCAGAACCUAACUCGCAAUGUUGGUGCUUUAAUCCCUGAACUGAUAGAGGAAAUCGCCCACGCCACAGACACGGUCAUUGACGUUUCCCCCCGGUCGCCCAGCGUGACACUUCCGGUCUACAACACGAUGCUCAGGUAUAUCGCGCUGCUGACCGGACGCACCGUCGUGGGACUCCCUCUUAGUCGCAGCGAAGAGUGGGUGAGCUCCUCGAUCAACUAUGCGGUUGAGAGUAUGGAAGCUGGACAUCAGCUUCGGGCCUACCCGGCUGCAAUCCGUAAAUGGCUGGGCCCGUUCCUCCCUAGAGUCCGAAAAGUACAAGAACACCAGCUUCGCAUUUGUCGAAUGUUAAAGGGACUGCUGGCUGAACAACAGAGGUCUUUCAACCCUAAGGAGAGCCUGGACGGUGAACGCGGCCGCCUAGCGUCGUGGCUCCUCGAACACUAUGACUCCCCGUCCGAGGUCCCGGAGCAAGUGCUCUGUAAGGACCACAUCCUAGCCCUGUUUGCUGGGAUACAUAUUGCUACAAAUGCGGUGACCCAGGUUCUCAUCGAUCUGGCCGCGCGGCCUGAGUAUCAGGCGCCACUGCUGGAAGAAAUCGAGUCCGUAUUGGGCGAAGCAGACGGGAGACGGGAUACUACAUUGGCAGAUAUCGCCAGGAUGGGCAAGCUCGACAGUUUCAUCAAGGAGUCGCUCUAUGUCAAUCCACCUGGCGGAGUAGUCACCCUUAUGCGUGAGACAACAGCAUCUUUGCGGCCAUCGUGUGGUCCUCUCCUGCCCAAAGGAACCUUGAUCGCAUUCGCCAACAAUCGCUUUGAUAUGUCUACCGUGCCAUCACACAACCCAGACGAUUUCGACGGCUUCCGUCAUGCUCGACUGAGAAAUACUGGGACCGGUGAAUCAAAAUACCAACUUCUUACGCCCAGUUCGGAGUCUCUGACAUGGGGUAUGGGGUCCAUGCAUGUCCUGGACGGUUGUUUGCAGCCACGGAGAUUAAACUGA
Molecule: messenger RNA, 1395 nt
Organism: Aspergillus novofumigatus IBT 16806
Lineage: Eukaryota; Fungi; Ascomycota; Eurotiomycetes; Eurotiales; Aspergillaceae
Product: cytochrome P450
Exons: 4
Coding region: 1-1395 (464 amino acids)
Molecular function (GO): oxidoreductase activity, acting on paired donors, with incorporation or reduction of molecular oxygen; heme binding; iron ion binding
Source: RefSeq, a predicted model, not a curated record